Molecule: messenger RNA, 3943 nt
Organism: Siniperca chuatsi (mandarin fish)
Lineage: Eukaryota; Metazoa; Chordata; Actinopteri; Centrarchiformes; Sinipercidae
Gene: gfpt1
Product: glutamine--fructose-6-phosphate transaminase 1
Exons: 19
Coding region: 144-2192 (682 amino acids)
Biological process (GO): protein N-linked glycosylation; UDP-N-acetylglucosamine metabolic process; fructose 6-phosphate metabolic process
Molecular function (GO): carbohydrate derivative binding; L-glutamine:D-fructose-6-phosphate transaminase (isomerizing) activity
Source: RefSeq, a predicted model, not a curated record
ACUGACAGGUCACUCGACCAAUCAGAAGGCGGUAUGGAAUUAGUUGGUUGGCUCUGAUUCAGUGAAAUCAGAAGGGGGCGAAGCUCAUCGGACAGGCGUUCCCAGCUACCAGAGUAUCUGUAACUGGCAGGCAGACUGUAGACAUGUGUGGAAUCUUUGCCUAUCUCAACUACCAUGUGCCAAGGACUCGACGUGAGAUCCUUGAGAUCCUCCUCAAAGGUCUGCAGCGUCUGGAGUACAGAGGCUACGACUCAGCCGGUGUGGGAAUUGAUGGCGGAAAUGGCAAGGAGUGGGAGUCAAAUGCCAAGUCCAUCCAUCUGAUCAAGAAAAGUGGAAAAGUGAAAGCUCUUGAUGAAGAGAUCCACAAACAGCAGGAUAUUGACCUGGAUGUGGAGUUUGAUGUUCACCUCGGCAUUGCUCACACCCGCUGGGCCACCCACGGUGUACCAAGCCCAGUUAACAGCCAUCCGCAUAGAUCUGACAAGACAAAUGAGUUCAUCGUCAUUCACAAUGGAAUUAUCACCAACUACAAAGACCUGAGGAAAUUCUUAGAGAGCAAAGGCUACGAGUUUGAAUCAGAGACUGACACAGAGACCAUCGCCAAGCUGGUGAAGUACAUGUAUGACAACCGGGAGAGUGACGACAUAAAUUUUUCUACACUCGUGGAACGGGUCACGCAGCAGCUGGAGGGAGCUUUUGCCCUGGUCUUCAAGAGUGUCCACUACCCGGGAGAGGCAGUUGGCACAAGGAGGGGAAGUCCCCUGCUGAUGGGAGUGAGGAGUGAUCACAAGCUGUCCGCAGAUCAUAUUCCUGUGCUGUACCGCUCUUCUGCUAAAGACAAGAAAAGCUGCAGCGCCCUACCCAGGACAGACCAGGACACAUGCCUGUUCCCUGUGGAUGAGAAAGCUGUGGAGUACUACUUUGCUUCUGAUGCAAGUGCAGUGAUUGAGCACACAAACCGGGUGAUCUUCCUGGAGGAUGAUGACGUGGCUGCUGUGAUGGAUGGCCGGCUGUCCAUCCACAGGAUAAAGCGUAGGGCCGGAGACUAUCCAGCCCGCGCCAUCCAGACCCUGCAGAUGGAGCUACAGCAGAUCAUGAAGGGCAACUACAGUGCCUUCAUGCAGAAGGAGAUCUUUGAGCAGCCAGAGUCUGUGGUCAACACCAUGAGAGGGAGAGUCAACUUCGACAACAACACAGUGAUCCUGGGUGGACUGAAGGACCACAUCAAAGAGAUCCAGAGGUGUCGACGACUUAUCCUUAUUGCCUGCGGCACCAGUUACCAUGCCGGGGUGGCGACCCGCCAGGUCCUGGAGGAGCUAACCGAGUUGCCUGUCAUGGUGGAGCUGUCCAGCGACUUCCUGGACAGGAACACUCCCGUCUUCCGAGACGACGUCUGCUUCUUUAUUAGCCAGUCAGGGGAGACUGCUGACAGCCUCAUGGCCCUGCGCUACUGUAAGGAGAGAGGAGCUCUGACUGUGGGCAUCACCAAUACAGUGGGCAGCUCCAUCUCCAGGGAGACUGACUGCGGAGUCCACAUCAACGCUGGGCCUGAGAUCGGAGUAGCCAGCACUAAGGCCUACACCAGCCAGUUUGUGGCCCUGAUCAUGUUUGCUCUCUUGAUGUGCGAUGACAGGAUUUCCAUGCAGCCCAGGCGCCGUGAGAUAAUCCAGGGCCUGAGAGUGCUUCCAGAUCUGAUUAAGGAGGUCCUCAGUUUGGAUGAUGAGAUCCAGAAGUUGGCGACAGAGCUGUACCAGCAGAAAAGUGUACUAAUCAUGGGCAGAGGCUACCAUUAUGCUACCUGCCUGGAAGGAGCAUUGAAAAUCAAGGAAAUCACGUACAUGCAUUCCGAGGGAAUCCUGGCCGGAGAGCUGAAACACGGCCCACUGGCCCUGGUGGAUAAACUCAUGCCAGUCAUCAUGAUCAUCAUGAGAGACCACACUUACAACAAAUGUCAGAACGCCCUGCAGCAAGUUGUUGCCCGCCAGGGCCGCCCCAUUGUGAUCUGUGACAAAGACGAUUAUGAGACCAUCAAGAACUCAAGCCGCAACAUCAAAGUGCCUCACUGUGUGGACUGCCUGCAGGGCGUCCUGAGCGUCAUCCCGCUGCAGCUGCUGUCCUUCCACCUGGCUGUCCUCCGAGGCUACGAUGUGGACUGUCCAAGAAACCUGGCCAAGUCUGUGACAGUAGAGUGAACCGCACCAUUCAUCACCUAGCAACAAAAGCCUGGCGGACACGUAUUCAAACACACAGAGACGGCGAGGGAGCGUCUGUAUGCAGAAACCAAGAGAAGACCAUGUCCCGUUUAUGUGUCUCGUGUCAUGACUCUUUUUAAUGCAAUGUUUUACUCAACAGUUGCAUAUCAUCUAUAUCUCACUGUCUAUUUUCUCCAACACCAUUGACAUCAUUGUCAAAUUACUGUUAGAGAAGUUGUUUUGUUCGUGGUGGCAGGGUCUGGGCUCGUACUGACAUAUAUCUCCAUUACUCUCUGGGUUUGUGAAGCCGUAGCAACUGACAGUGGCCAUUCGGGUUUAUUCACUUUCCCGCUCCAUGUUUAUUUGUGCUGAUUAGUCUCACUGGGAGCAUCUGGGAGCAUCUUGGAGCUGAUGUUAAAGCUGUUGACUGACAGAAGUUAGGUUUUAAAGACCUUACUGGCUCUUUUGUUUUUUGGUUGUUUUUUAUCCUGUAGUGCAAUGAUUUGUAGUUUAGUUGGGAUAUUUUUCUUUGGCAGCUAGUCAUUUGAAGCAUCUUUACUCCACAGUAAGAAAAGUAAAUCAUUCCAAGCCCCAGGUCACCGCUUCGUAAUUGCAGCGCAGUUUGCCAGGUUUGACUCCGUUUCUCUCUCAGACUUUUGUCUGAGGACACAGAAAUUACAGCAGCAUCACAAGUCAGAUAACAGAAAAGAUUGUGAAUACACUACUGUGUAAAAUCUUCUUGGGUAGGUUACAAAAGCAUGUUCUCGUGUAUAAACCUAGUGUUUCUGGCCAUACACUGUUUCUGCUUUUACUACUUGCUGUUUAGUUCUUUAUUUUACUGUUUAGUUCUUAUGUUCAACUCUGUUGCUUCACUGCUCAAAAGAGAGACCUUAUUGCUGAUUUCAGGUCUCCAGUUUACAUUGAAAUUACAAACUGAAUUCAAGCGAGAUGAAGUUACUAACCUGAAGUAGAAGUUGCACCCAGUUGCCGGCCCAUGCCCUGCCACCACGACUGCUGCAAUAUUGGAACCAUUUGAUGCAAAUCUUUUUUUGUUUUGUUUAAUUUUCUUAAAAAAAUAAAAAUAAAAAUUUAUAUUAUUGACGUUAUGCUUUUGAUUUGAAAUGUGAAUGUUACUGUCACUUGAAAUGUCCUGUCAAAGCAAAAAUCUCAUUGGCUUUGGCAGUUGUAAACCAAAACAUGUUCAUUUAUAUUGUUUUUGUAGCCAAACAUGUACUGAUUGAUUGUGUGUGCUAUGAAGAUACAUCAAGGCUUAAAAGGGAGCAUAUACAGUUUUAUGUCAGUAUGUCAGACUGUAGAUGUUUAUGUAGAUAUCACCUGUGUCUGUGAUUCCAAAUGUCUUUCUUUCAAAGGUCAAGAGUGCUGUUGUACACACAAAGUUGUGUAGUGAAGAAAUGGGAGCUGCUUGUUUUGAAGUCAGUCACAUAUUUUAGGUUUAAAGAUAUUUAUCUUGCUUUUGUAAUCAAGCCUUAACUCCCCCCCCUCCCCCCUUUUUUUUUCUUUUCCCCAACAUUGAGCUUCUCCCAAGCCAGUGAAAGGGUUUGAAAACGGGACAAUGUUGUUACAGGUACUUUUGUAACCCUCAUACUUAAGCAGAUUUUGAUUUCUUGACUGGAGGCAUUGACAAAGGAUGCUGCAGUGAAUCCUAGCAACAUCUGUUGGAAGCUGUUGGGUUACUGAGGGAGUGGGGCACUAUUCAUUAGUGGAACUGAUGCAUUAAAGUGUCAAAUACU